Odobenus rosmarus divergens (Pacific walrus) is the source of this 1497-nucleotide messenger RNA. It is a transcript of the gene RASSF10, whose product is annotated as Ras association (RalGDS/AF-6) domain family (N-terminal) member 10. The record is from RefSeq and is a predicted model, not a curated record. Bases 1 to 1497 code for a protein of 498 amino acids. Gene Ontology annotation, biological process: signal transduction. Lineage: Eukaryota; Metazoa; Chordata; Mammalia; Carnivora; Odobenidae. The transcript has a single exon.
AUGGAUCCUUCGGAGAAGAAGAUCUCGGUGUGGAUCUGCCAGGAGGAGAAGCUGGUGUCCGGUCUCUCUCGCCGCACCACCUGCUCGGACGUGGUGCGGGUGCUGUUGGAGGACGGCUGCCGGCGGCGACGGAGGCAGCGGCGGGGCCGGCGGCGGGGGGCGGCCGGCGACUCGCCAGGCCGGGAGGAGCUGCGGGAACUCCUGGACGAGGACGACGAGGACGACGACGAGGCGCUGCCGCAAGGCAUGCUGUGCGGGCCCCCGCAGUGCUAUUGCAUCGUGGAGAAGUGGCGGGGCUUUGAGCGCAUCCUGCCGAACAAGACGCGCAUCUUGCGCCUCUGGGCCGCCUGGGGCGAUGAGCAAGAGAACGUGCGCUUCGUGCUGGUGCGCAGCGAGGCGUCACUACCCAACGCGGGCCCCCGCAGCGCCGAGGCGCGCGUCGUGCUCAGUCGCGAGCGCCCCUGCUCGGCCCGGGGGGUCCCGGCGCGGCCCAGCCUGGCUCUGACCCAGGAGAAGCAGCGGCGAGUGGUGCGCAAGGCCUUCCGCAAGCUGGCCAAGCUCAACCGGCGGCGCCAGCAGCAGCCGUCGUCGCCCUGUUCGUCCGCUUCGUCGUCCACCGCCUCGUCGUGUUCGUCUUCGCCGCGGGCCACGGAGAGCGCAGCCGUGGAGCGCAUGGAGACGCUGGUGCAUUUGGUGCUCUCACAGGACCACACCAUCCGUCAACAGGUGCAGCGGCUCCGGGAGCUGGAUCGCGAGAUCGAUCGCUAUGAGGCCAAGGUGCACCUGGACCGCGUGCGGCGACACGGAGUCAACUACGUGCAGGACACUUACUUGGUGGGCGCCGGCAUCGAGGUCGACGGGCCCAGCCCGGGAGAGGAGCCGGAGGCGGCUGCGGCUCCCCUGGACGGCGAGGCGCAGGCGACCGCGCUGGAGGAGCUGGCCCGGCGGUGCGACGACCUGCUGCGCCUGCAGGAGCAGCGAGCCCAGCAGGAGGAGUUGCUCGAGCGCCUCUCAGCCGAGAUUCAGGAGGAGCUGAACCAGAGGUGGAUGCGGAGGCGCCAGGAGGAGCUCGCGGCGCGGGAGGAGCCCCUGGAGCCUGACGGCGGCCUCGACGGCGAGCUGCUGCUGGAGCAGGAGCGGGUCAGGACGCAGCUCAGCACCAGCCUCUACAUCGGGCUCCGGCUCAACACGGACCUGGAGGCCGUCAAGUCGGAUUUGGAUUACAGCCAGCAGCAGUGGGACAGCAAGGAGCGCGAGCUGCAGGGCCUUCUUCAGACUUUGCACACGUUGGAGCUGACGGUAGCGCCCGAUGGGACUCUCGGCUCUGGCGGACCCUCCCGGGAGCCCCAGCCCCAGGGCUGCGCCGAGGUGUGGGUGGAUCAGGCCCGCGGACUGGCCAAAAGCUGUCCUGGCAACGACGAGGACUCGGAUACCGGGCUGAGCUCUAUGCACAGCCAGGACUCGGACUCGGUGCCUGUGUGCGAAUCUCUUGUGUAA